AUGCCAGCCCUGAUACCAGCCCUGAUACCUGCCCUGAUACCUGCCCUGAUACCAGCCCUGAUACCUGCCCUGAUACCCGCCCUGAUACCUGCCCUGAUACCAGGCACAGCCAACCACCGCACGGACAGGCUCCACUACACAGCCAACCACCCCACAGACAGGCUCCACUACACAGCCAGACACCCCACAGACAGGCUCCACUACACAGCCAACCACCCCACGGACAGGCUCCACUACACAGCCAACCACCCCACAGACAGGCUCCACUACACAGCCAACCACCGCACGGACAGGCUCCACUACACAGCCAACCACCCCACAGACAGGCUCCACUACACAGCCAGACACCCCACAGACAGGCUCCACUACACAGCCAACCACCCCACAGACAGGCUCCACUACACAGCCAGACACCCCACAGACAGGCUCCACUACACAGCCAGACACCCCACAGACAGGCUCCACUACACAGCCAACCACCCCACGGACAGGCUCCACUACACAGCCAACCACCCCACAGACAGGCUCCACUACACAGCCAACCACCCCACAGACAGGCUCCACUACACAGCCAACCACCCCACGGACAGGCUCCACUACACAGCCAACCACCCCACGGACAGGCUCCACUACACAGCCAACCACCCCACAGACAGGCUCCACUACACAGCCAACCACCGCACGGACAGGCUCCACUACACAGCCAACCACCCCACAGACAGGCUCCACUACACAGCCAACCACCGCACAGACAGGCUCCACUACACAGCCAACCACCCCACAGACAGGCUCCACUACACAGCCAACCACCCCACAGACAGGCUCCACUACACAGCCAACCACCCCACAGACAGGCUCCACUACACAGCCAGACACCUUGCUACUCAACCCAACAAAACGGACACGCUGUGAUUGCCUCCUGGGAUGACCUGUUUUGAAGAAUGUCCCGACCACCUGUUGCUCCUGAGACAAGAUGGCUCCCAGAAUCAGUUCCUUUUCCUUUUCUCCCGUGACAUAAUCCAGUUUGUUUUGCUACAUUACUGACUGACAUGUUGUUGCAGUGUCAUGUACACAUUUAAAGUGGCGGUUAAAUAAAAAAACAACAACAUUGACAACUUUCAUAACAGUUACAUACCAAUAUAUAUUUUUAAUUAAAAAUAAAUAAA
Salmo salar (Atlantic salmon) is the source of this 1166-nucleotide messenger RNA. NCBI's taxonomy places the organism in Eukaryota, Metazoa, Chordata, Actinopteri, Salmoniformes, Salmonidae. The record is from RefSeq and is a predicted model, not a curated record.